Messenger RNA from Didymodactylos carnosus, 867 nucleotides. The record is from the annotation of a GenBank genome assembly. NCBI's taxonomy places the organism in Eukaryota, Metazoa, Rotifera, Eurotatoria, Philodinida, Philodinidae.
AUGUUUGCUGCACAAUCACCAUUUUCGAGUCAAUUUUCGCUCGACGAAUCUGGAUCAGAACUUUUCAAGUUUGAAUGGGACUUCGAUUGUCAACAACAGGAGUUUUCCAAUGAGGAGCCAUUCUGCUCAUGCACUGAUAUUUUUCAACCUAAAAGUAAUACAACGUGGUACACUCACUCAGGCUAUUUUGAACAUCCAUAUUUUCCACAACUUUUCCUGGAUGAUCAAGAGGAAGCCAUCUUUCCAGUGGACGUGACAACGCUGUUACAAGCACUAGCAACACCACAAUACUGUAGUGCCAGUCCAUCCAACGGUAUUACAUCUUGUCAAGACAACAUCGUUCAUCAGCACCAACAUGAAGCGCAAAACUUGACAGAUCAAAUGUGCUCACUUUCCGCUGUUGAGGUGUCAAAUAAAUUAUCAGAAAAACUCAAUGGUUCCAGUUCCAACUUUCCAACUUCUAUGGAUGAUUUCACUCUGUUGCCAACAGCUCCCACAAGAAAAUCAUCACGAUUAGAUAAUACUGCUGAUUGGCUAGUGGUCGAUGGCACGACAAAACUGAAAAGACGCCCGCUGCUGCACGAGUUUCUCCGGCGAUUGUUAGAUAAUCCAGAAUAUCAUGAUUUGGCAACAUAUGUCGAUCCUCAACAAGGCAUUUUUAGACUGCACAAACCAGAUGAAGUUGCUGAUCUGUGGAAAUCUGUCAAAGGAAGAAAUAGCAAAAAGAGAAUGACCGUUGAUAAUUUCUCUAGAGGAAUUCGGUACUACUAUCGAAAAGAAGUAAUGAAGGCGAGUCCGGGCCACUUUACAUUUUGCUUUGGACCGCAAUCGGGUUUUGGUAAAUUAUGGAGACCAUGUUCACAAUGA